AUGAACCACAACAAUAAUUUCUCAAAACAUUCACGAGGUAGUCUACAGUCAUACGAAACUCCAAAGUCGCCAUCAAGGUCAACCCGAAGUGUUGAUCCAUUAAGACCUAAUGACACAAUGUUAUCAUCAUCUCCAUCGAGGCGAAGAAAUCAAAAUACAAUUUUUAGCGAUCGAUAUAUACCGAAUCGUAUGGGUGUCGACUUACAAGCAGCAUUCAGUUUAACAAAUGAAGAGGUACUACCGGAUAUACGAAGUAAUAGGAAUGCUGAUAACGAGAUUGAGAUUAGAAAGGAGGAGAAGGCAAAUAGAACUUUCACGACUGUUUUAAAAGCAGAAUUGUUUGGAGAUAACGUGCCAAUGGCAACGGCUGAUUUGACAAGUAAUGUAACAUCAAGUAAUGGAAACAAUAAUAGAGCAAAAGUGUCUAAUCAGCGGCCUGGUAGUACAGGUGCAGGCUCCUUAUCAACAACAGGAACACCACCAAGAACAUCCGCCUCUCUACCUCAUCUACCGGUGUCAGCCGCGUCAUCAACCAGUCAAUUAGGAAAUACGAGUUCAAUAUCCACUUACGAUUCAGACGAUGUUUUGUCUACGCCGCGUCGGAAAACUAAUUUAUUCACCUAUCAAUCACCAAAGAAAUCACGACCAGUGUCGAGAGAUCUACAACAAGAGCUUUACUCUUUAUCGCCAGUUCGACAAGAAUCACAAAAGUUUCUUCUAUCACCACAAAAGAAAGCUCGUGCUAUUGCAAAAGUUCCCUACCGUGUGCUUGAUGCACCCGAACUUUCUGACGACUUUUAUUUGAAUUUGGUUGAUUGGGGACAGCAAGAUGUAUUAGCAGUUGGAUUAGGCGACAGUGUAUAUUUAUGGGAUGGGUCAACUCAAUCGGUUGACCGAUUGUGCAAUUUAUCAAAUAAGGAUAAAGUGACAAGUUUAAACUGGAUUGGUACUGGUACUCAUCUUGCAAUUGGAACUUCAAAAGGUUUGGUUGAAAUCUGGGAUGCAACUAAAAUCAAAUGUAUUAGAACAAUGACGGGACAUUCGUUGCGAGUUAGCUCUUUGGCAUGGAAUGAGCAUAUUUUAUCGAGUGGGUCUAGAGAUAGAACAAUAUUAAAUCGUGAUGUUAGAGUUGAAGACCAUUUUGUCAACAAAUUUGAGAGUCAUAAACAGGAAAUUUGUGGACUCAAAUGGAAUGUUGACGAGAAUAAAUUGGCAAGUGGUGGCAAUGAUAAUAACUUGUUUGUUUGGGAUGGUCUAAACACUAAACCCUUGUAUCAAUUUACUGAACAUACUGCAGCAGUGAAAGCUAUUGCUUGGUCGCCACAUCAAAGAGGGAUUUUGGCCUCUGGUGGAGGAACUGCAGAUAAGACCAUCAAGACAUGGAAUACCUUGACUGGUAAUAUGAUUCAUGAUGUUGAUACCGGAUCACAAGUUUGCAAUUUAAUCUGGUCAAAGAAUUCAAAUGAAAUUGUAUCAACUCAUGGAUACUCAAGAAACCAAAUAAUUGUCUGGAAGUACCCAUCGAUGCAACAAAUUGCCCAGUUGACGGGACAUACAUAUCGUGUCUUGUAUUUAUCGCUUUCACCAGAUGGUGAAACAAUUGUUACAGGUGCUGGUGAUGAAACAUUGCGAUUUUGGAAUGUUUUUGAAAAGAAUAAAAACAACGACUCUCCGUCAUCUGUAUUAUUGGGUGCUUUUCUGCAAAUACGUUAA
Lodderomyces orthopsilosis Co 90-125 is the source of this 1713-nucleotide messenger RNA. RefSeq names its product Cdh1p (gene CDH1). The record is from RefSeq and is a predicted model, not a curated record. Lineage: Eukaryota; Fungi; Ascomycota; Pichiomycetes; Serinales; Debaryomycetaceae. Gene Ontology annotation, biological process: positive regulation of anaphase-promoting complex-dependent catabolic process; anaphase-promoting complex-dependent catabolic process; positive regulation of ubiquitin protein ligase activity. The transcript has a single exon. Bases 1 to 1713 code for a protein of 570 amino acids. Gene Ontology annotation, molecular function: protein binding; ubiquitin ligase activator activity; anaphase-promoting complex binding. Gene Ontology annotation, cellular component: anaphase-promoting complex.